Pochonia chlamydosporia 170 is the source of this 3684-nucleotide messenger RNA. RefSeq names its product F-box and WD domain-containing protein. NCBI's taxonomy places the organism in Eukaryota, Fungi, Ascomycota, Sordariomycetes, Hypocreales, Clavicipitaceae. The coding region runs from base 1 to 3684 and encodes 1227 amino acids. The record is from RefSeq and is a predicted model, not a curated record. Gene Ontology annotation, molecular function: polyubiquitin modification-dependent protein binding. The transcript has 3 exons. Gene Ontology annotation, cellular component: nucleus; proteasome regulatory particle, base subcomplex; cytosol. Gene Ontology annotation, biological process: proteasome-mediated ubiquitin-dependent protein catabolic process.
AUGAGCACAGGACAAUGGGUCGGUGGCGACAAGGGCGGCAAGCGUGCAUAUGGGCCCUUUGUUUGUUUGAUUUGCGAGACUGACCUGACCUACCGUCGAGCUCAGAUGGUUGAGAUUGCUCGAACACGCCUCUUGCUCAAGGACACCCGUGCUUCGCAUAAUCUCGACACCUGUUUGCUCGCUUCCCGUCAUGGCUUCAGUCAUAGAGCCACUCACCCGUCGUCGUCCGUGUUUAGCUACAUGCAGCGAGAGCCAUCCGAGUCUUCAGAACAGCUUCCUCAGUCAAACAACACCUCGAUCCCGUCUUCCUCGUCCCAACAUGGCUUGCUUCACCAUGAACUCAGCGACAUUCAUCGGGUUCGCUCGGCAGACUCUAGCCGUGGCUCCCGCAGCGCGUCUCCGCAGUCUGUGUCGGACGGCCGUCGUGACUCGCUCGAUGCAGUCGAUGCCGAUAAACUCGACGAGAAACUACGCGGAUUGAGACUUCACGGGAAGCCCAAUGCCGCUCGCCGUCUCCCUGCUGCUGGCCAGAGAGUUUCAGACCAUGAAAAUGCCCUGACGCCGCCUACUCCGAGACAGGCCCUGGGAUUCAAAGUCAUUCGACGCUGUGACUCAUUUGACGGCCCCCAGUUGACAGAUUUUCCAAAUGAAAUCUUGACACACAUCUUGUCACAUCUUCAUCCCGACUCUCAUGCUGCUGUUGCCCUGGUGUCGAAGCGUUUUUACGCGCUGGUGACGACGCCACAUGCAUGGCGCAUGGCAUUCAUGCGAUACUUUCCAGGGCACACUUGCCUAGACAGCUCGUCCUCGAAACGAAUUGCAGACCUCUGGGCUGGAUCGACAUCUGAUGUCGUUCAAUCUGACAUCCGCUACUUUGGUCGACUGACGGCACUAGCUACCUGGCGGAGCGAGUACCUGUUUAGAACUCGAUUGAUGAGAAGCUUGGCAAGGGGAAAACCUGGAACUAGCGCUGGUGGCAUUGGUGCAUCCGGAGGCAAAUCUGCGAAGCGCAAAAGUGCUGUCCUGACAUACAAUUCUAAACUGCCAUGGCUGGUUACCAAUAUUCACGCCGUCUUCUCCAACGGCAAGAAGCCUCCGCGCGCUAUUCAGGGAGCUGGUGACCUCGGCGUUGCUACCAUGAGCGAUCCGACGAGUGGCAAGAUUGAGAAAUGGGGCCUAGAGGAUCCAUUCUCGUCUGCCCAGUUGGAAGAAGUCGUGCCGAAUAUUGUUCCCUAUGGGCUUGGAGAUGGGCCAGUUGCCGUGCCUAACACGAUGGAUGUGAGUCAGCCGUACGGCAUCAUUGCUGGCGAGGGCUUUCCAGGUGGUCGUGCCCAUUUCCGAGGUAUCAACGAAGCCUGUGGUCGAUAUCUGGAUGGUGACACUCGCGUUGUCGAUACAUACCCAGAUGUCCCUAAGAUCCCAGAAAUGUCAGACGCCAUAUGCAGUGUGUGGAUUGCCAAGUCGUCAGCAGUUCCAGCUACCACACAUUCCAUUUGCGGCAUGAUGACAGGCUCUGCCCUUGGAGUUGUUACGGCAUACGCCCUUGGCUGGGACCCGAAUGGUCCACGAUACGCCAACGGUGACAUGACGGCCCGGUGGGUUCUCAGUCCUGGUGUUCCAAUUAUUGCUCUCAAAAUAGACGACAAUUACAGCGUAAAGCGAAGGUCAUCUUCGAGGGUCUGGGCCGUCGCUUUGAACGCUCUAGGUGAAGUGUACUAUUUGACAAAGUGCCCAGUGACUACACUUAACCGCGCCAACGGCGACGAUGUCACCAGGCAUGCAUGGCUUGCUGGUAGGACAGCAUACUGGCAUCUAUUGGAGCCCACCAGACGCACAGCUCGACCAGAUGAAUUAGACAAGAACGUUGUUCGAGGAGCCUAUACGCCACGUUCACCAUCAAAUGACAUGGAUCUCAGUAAAGAGCAACUCGCAGCAGAAGCUCGCGAGAUUGAAAAGUACCUUCUUUACAAGCCGUCCCACUUCCGCAAGGUCUGUGAGGGCUGGGACAUGCGACGCAAGCUGGAAGUGGAUUUUGCCGGCGAUGACGGUGAAGGAGCGGGAGAAGGCAUUUUCGUUGUGGACUGCGGACUUGCUGAGCAUACACCUGCGCGUGUGUUGCGAUACUGUCGAUCAAUGGCAUCGCCGGGUCGAGAGCUACGUCAAGAUGGCUCUUCAAAACCAAGAGGUUCUACAACAGCCACACCGGUCAAAGCACGGCCAUCUCUCUUUGGAUCCGCAGAAGUGACCUCGGCCGGGGAUUGUGCUACUCCAGAGCCACAAUCGCCUCAUCCUCCGCCGCCAACACCAAUGUCACCCCUGCAUGAGGGAAGUGUCAGCCUCCACGAUUGGACCUGUACGUCGUUCGAGCUCAAAGGAAGCCAGCAGACAGCCAACAUCACGGCUAGUUGUUUAGAUUGCUCAACUCAUUCUUUGCAUACGCUGACAGAAGAUCCACUUCAUACUGCGGCGGAGCCUGGAAAUGUCACCGCAACGACGACGCCUUCUACGCCGUCUGCGGGAAAUGUUGAGCAUGUGGCGGCUGAAAUUCCUGGGCGCCGGGCACGGUUCCUCGCCAUUGGCACCAAUACCGGUGCGGUAACAGUAUGGAAUGCCCGCGAAGAGGCCAGGCACGAAGCUGUACAGCCCCUGCGUAUCUUCCACACAGAUUCCCCAGAGAUCUCAUGUCUGGCAGCUUCGGCGCUGUAUUUAGUCCAUGGAGGCAGCGAUGGCCUUGUACAGGCUUGGGACCCUCUGGCAUCGACUCUGGAUCCUAUCAGAACUCUCAACGCACGAUCCAACGGUCGUGUGCCGCGGCAUAUGAUGACGAUGAAUCCGACACUGCGAGAGGGCAACUACUCAGCAGUAGGAGCCAUCUAUCUGGACCCAGAUCCCCUCGUUCUGCGUGGUGUCCUAUCGUUUGGAGCAUUCCUUCGAUACUGGACAUACAGCUCUGCAAGCCACCCCACAGGUCGGAAGCGUCGAAUCAGACACUCUGAUAUCCACGGGCGCAUCGCCAGUCGCCGACUUGGCGGCACCGUCUCGGGAUACAUUGCUGCAGAAGAAGCAGAGCUGCGUCGCGAAAACGAAGCCCGCGCCCGAGAACAGGCUCGCCUUCGUAAGCGGUUCGGCGUCGGUGCUCUCGGCGAUCUCACCGAGGAGGAAGCCAUUCGAUACGCCCAAAUGGUCUCCGAGGAGGCGUACCUCCAAGAAGAACAGCGUCGGGCGAGCGACUCUGCCGCCGACGCUAGCCUCGAUACAGCAUCGUCCGUUAGCGAAACCACCAUCGACACUGUCACGGAACCCAGUGUCACGGAUGCCACCCCCCCCAUUGCCAGUGCAACAGACAACGAUGAAAGCGAAUUCGAACAGCAAAUCCAGCAAGCUAUCCGUCUGUCACUGCUAGAAGGCGUCAACGACCUCGGCCAGUCACCUCGUGGCAAUUCCUCUGGAGAGUUCGAUUUCCCCAUCCAAGUAAAGGUCACUAAGAAGAAGGGCAAGUCUCGCUCGCCCUCUGCUUCACCUACCAUGACUACGCCCGUAAAUGGGGGUUCGUCAAAGGUCAAUGAGGAUGAGGAUCUUGCCCUUGCUAUCAGUCUUAGCAUGCAGCAGCAGCCAGUAGAAGAUGAUUUCCCGCCUCUAGAGACGGAAGGCGUGGGCAAAGGCAAGGGCGUUAGGAGAUGGUGA